ACGAUUGACAUUCCUGUCCUUAAAAUAAAAUUGAAGAGGCGUAUUCAAACAUAACGCAAGUAAAAUUUACAAGUAAAACUAAUUACGCAAACAUCGUAAAAGCGUGACAUAUAGUGUUACGAGGACCAUAAGGAGGAGGAUCACGGGAAGGGUCUACAUUUUCAAUAUGGCGGCGAAUUUGAAGUUGCGCGCUCCCAAAACACAAGCAAAGUACGAACAAGAAACCCARGAAAUACCCCAAAAUACGGAAACCACAUGUAAUAUCCUACUCCCUGCAUURCAGAAGAGCUUUUGGUAUGCUGUUAUUGCAGUGUUAGCCUUUGUAUGCUAUCUAAAUAGUCUGGAGUUUGACCUGGUUCAUGAUGAUAUUUUCGCGAUCAAAGACAACAAAGAUGUCCACGCAAAUACCUCAAUUCUUGACCUCUUUAAGAAUGACUUCUGGGGCAAGCCCAUGGCGAGCAACUUAAGCCAUAAGUCCUACAGACCUGYGUGUGUCUUAACGUUCCGGUUGAACUAUUUAGUCCAUGGUUUGUCUGCUUUUGGUUUUCAUCUUGUGAAUGUCUUUCUUCAUGCACUCGUCUGUUUGUUGUUCGUCUAUUUUGCUGAAAAAAUCGUCUUCAAAUCAUUUCGUCUUGCCGUGUGUGCAGGGCUGCUCUUUGCUUCACAUCCUGUCCAUACAGAAGCUGUGACAGGUGUUGUAGGGCGUGCUGAUGUUCUUGCUUGUCUCUUAUUCCUUCUUUCUUUGUUGUUCUUCAUAAGGUCAACGUCUACAAAGUCAAGCAGUUCCGUACAAUGGUUGUACAUGCUUGGGUGUAUUCUGUUGGGCAGUACUGCUAUGCUUGUGAAAGAGCAAGGCAUCACUGUAUUUGGCAUCUGUGUUAUUUAUGACUUCUUUGUUAUUAGCAAACUGUGGAAAAGGUUGUAYUGGAAUGGUAAUUGGUCAACAGAUUUUCUACAGUCAUUAAAACCRAUUAUUUCAAGAACAGUUACCCUUUCAGCAGUGGUGAUCUGCCUGAUGGUGUUUCGCAUAUGGAUGUUAGGAGGAAGUCUUCCAAGGUUCAUCAAGCAAGACAAUCCUGCAUCAUUUUCAGACUCCUUCUCAACAAGAUUCAUGACAUUUUCCUUCCUUUAUGCUUUUAACGCCUGGCUUCUUCUCUCUCCAAGUAAACUGAGCUAUGACUGGCAGGGUGGAAGCAUCCAAUUGGUUGAAACUAUUUGGGAUCCUCGUAACCUAGCAACCAUAGCAUUCUUCAUUGUGAUUGGCUUAUUAGCYUAUCAUAGCUUGUUUUCGAAGAAAGCUCAGGAAGAUGAUCAGCUGACAGUUCUUUUAGGAUUAGUCUUGAUGUCAGUGCCWUUUGUUCCAGCAUCUAACAUAUUUUUUAGAGUGGGAUUUGUAGUUGCAGAGAGAAUUCUUUACAUACCAAGCAUAGGAUUUUGUCUCCUUGUUGUCCAUGGCAUAAACAAACUAGCUGGAAYCACCAGAUAUCAACAUGAUAAUCCCAAGGGAGAAACAAGAUGGUCAGCUAAACUAGCAACCUUGGGUUUAUUUUUACUCGUAAUUUUAUUUUGUUGUAAAACUAUAAGAAGAAAUGAAGUGUGGAGAAACAGAGAAACAUUAUUCAGGUCUGGAGUAGAGACUCUUCCUCACAAUGCCAAAGUGCACUACAACUAUGGAAACUUUUUGAAGGACAUGAAUAAAGAUGAAGAAGCUGUCAAGCACUAUAGAAAGUGUUUAGAGUUAGAGCCAGAUCAUGUGAGUGCCCACAAUAAUCUUGGUACACUUUACACUAACAACACAGAGGAAGCCAUCAGACACUUUAAAUUAGCCAUCAAAUAUGACCCAAUGCAUGCUAAUUCAUAUUUCAAUCUUGGUGUACGUUAUGCAAAACRAAAUAAAUUGGAGAAGGCUGAAAAGAUGCUUAAAGAAGCACUGAGGAUAAACCCCAGCUAUAUCGACGCCAUGAUGAAUUUGGCAGGAAUACUGAGUGAGCAGAACAAAAUAUAUGAGGCUGAGUCAUAUUACAAACAAGUGUUGACGUUAUCACCCAACAAUCCUGAUGGAUACAAUAACUAUGGCGUCUUUUUGGCUAAAAUAGGGAAAGUAAAGGAAGCCUUGAAUGCAUACCAACAAGCCAUCCAACUGAACAACAAUCACUCAGUAGCUUACGUUAAUAUGGGACGAUUGUUUAAAAGUGCUGGACAAGCGCAACAAGCGGAAAAGGCCUAUAAAACAGCUUUGUCCAUCAAGCGAGAAGAGAGCACUUUACAAUUACUCGGUGUGUUGUAUUACAAUCAAGACAGACUAGUAGAUGCCGAGAUGGCCUGGGGUGAGACACUGAAGAUGAAUCCUGCUAAUGAUGAGACUUUGUCGAAUAUGGGAAUAUUAAUGAGCAAAUUAGGACGCCAUGGCGAAGCUGUGCGAUUAGCAAAGAAGGCUUUACAACAUAACCCAAACCAUGCUGAUCACUACAAAAACGUUGCCUCUUCAUUGGAACAGGCAGGGAAGAUAGGAGAGGCAAUUGACGUCAUAUCUUUGGCACUGAAGAAGUUCAAAACCGCUGACCUCUACUUUCACCAUGGCAACCUAUUAAAAGACCUUAACAAUAUGAACGACGCAAAACAGGAUUUCUUGAAGGCAGUAGAGCUUGAUCCAAAGCAUGCAACUGCGCACAUGCACCUAGGAGUCAUACUUCAUAUGGAGAAAAACUAUCCCGAAGCCCGCAAACACUACGAGAAAGCACUGUCCCUGGAGCCACACAACACUAUUUUACAGCAGAACCUGGCUAAACUUAAACGUCUACAAGAAAAACAAUCAAAAGGUGGAUGAAACCAUGGCUGAAAUGGAACCCAAGAGCCCACGUUAUUCUUGGUCAGCACGGACGUUUUAGAUGAUUCAUUUCAUGCAGAGAUAGCUCGGAGAACAUCCUCAUCCUCACCCCCACCCUCUGUACAGUUGAAUUUGUUGUCAUUUCGCCUCUGUUGUUCAGAGUUCUCGUUUAAUUAUUGAAAUCCAGUCUUUGGCCCUUAAAUUUAACAAGUUUGUGGUAAAAGGAAUCGUACAAAUACUCCCCUCUCCCUCCCAGAGAGCAAGAGACAAAAUACCCCCGGGGAGGGGGUGCUCGCUAUUAAUAGACAUGAUAUGCAUUAAUCUCCAGACU
This is a messenger RNA of Actinia tenebrosa (Australian red waratah sea anemone), 3158 nucleotides long. Its product is annotated as protein O-mannosyl-transferase TMTC1. Gene Ontology annotation, molecular function: protein binding. NCBI's taxonomy places the organism in Eukaryota, Metazoa, Cnidaria, Anthozoa, Actiniaria, Actiniidae. The record is from RefSeq and is a predicted model, not a curated record.